Molecule: messenger RNA, 804 nt
Organism: Trichoplax adhaerens
Lineage: Eukaryota; Metazoa; Placozoa; Uniplacotomia; Trichoplacea; Trichoplacidae
Exons: 4
Coding region: 1-804 (267 amino acids)
Source: RefSeq, a predicted model, not a curated record
AUGCCGGUCAAACGAUUAAACCAAAAGACUAAAGCCUCAACCAAUAAAACAAGCAGGAAAAUGAAGUCUGUAACGCGCAAUGUUGCUGAAGUAUUAAAAUUAUUGGAAAAAGGCUAUCAGCAAAAAGCCAAUGCAGAUAAAGCGGUUACAAUGAAAAAGUACAUGCGAGAUCAAUUCGAAUACUAUGGGAUUAACUCACCUGAACGGCAAAAGAUAGACAAGCAAGUUCGCAAAGAUUUACCAGAUUUAUCCUUUAAUGAAUAUCAUCAGCUAUUAACUGAAUUAUGGAAGAAACCCCAGCGUGAAUAUCAGGUUGACAAUGAUAUACCUAUGACUAUGUCGUACUUUGCUGCAGAAUUAGCCACAAAGUCUAUACCUGCAUUAACGGGUGAUUCGGAUGAUGAAUUAAAAAAGAGUGUUGAGGUUAUUGAAAGUAUGAUAACGAACAAGUCUUGGUGGGACUGUGUCGAUACUCUUGCGCCAAGAGUUAUAGGCGAAUUGAACAAAAGCAAUCCUGAUGUCUUAGGCCCUAUUCUAGAUAAAUGGAUUGCUGACAAUAACAUUUGGCUUAAACGAACGGCUAUUCUACACCAGUUAUAUUAUAAAGAAAAGACUGAUCAAAAAAAAUUAUUUAAAUAUAGUCUCGCAUGUGCCGCAGAAAAAGACUUUUUCAUUAGGAAAGCCAUUGGCUGGGCGUUAAGAAAUCAAUUUCGGGUCAACCCAGAAGCUGUUAAAAAGUUUGUGAAAGAAAACGAAGAUAAAUUGUCAAAUCUUAGUAAAAAGGAAGCUUUAAAGCAUGCUUGA